This is a messenger RNA of Penicilliopsis zonata CBS 506.65, 2529 nucleotides long. RefSeq lists its product as hypothetical. Lineage: Eukaryota; Fungi; Ascomycota; Eurotiomycetes; Eurotiales; Aspergillaceae. Gene Ontology annotation, molecular function: GTPase binding. The record is from RefSeq and is a predicted model, not a curated record. The transcript is spliced from 4 exons. The coding region runs from base 1 to 2529 and encodes 842 amino acids.
AUGGAUUCUUCAGAGUCUCAUCGCGGGGCAUCGUCGUCACCGCCUUCAGAACCCGAACAGGAUGAGACGGGCGCAGAUCUCUCCGUGACGAAGCCUCGGGCACUGCCGGACGACCUGCCCAAGUCGCUGGACGAUCGGCGUUCGGAGCCGGUAUUUCGACCGGAGACAGAGAUCUACGAUGCAUGGCAAGGCCAGUCGCAGUUUCUCUCGACCCCCCUGGCUGCCAAACCACUCAGUUUCAGCCUCGCCCUCGACGACCAUACGCACGACGACGAACACGAACUUCAGGCCCAUUAUGGUCGGAGGCUGUUUUCGGACGACUCAACGGCAAGAUUGGAGGACAGUGAUUCCCGGCUGAUGGAGAUGUUGGCUGCGCAGGCGGCGCACCGGGAGGUCGAAUCGCUCGGGGCCGACGAGGAGAACGUGGCGACCGACGCGGCUCUGUCGGUCGAGGAGAAGAAACACAUCCUGCAGCGCAGUCUGAAUAUGGCGGCUAGUAAUGGCGACGUGGAGCGGGUGAAUAAACUGGUCGGGGGGGCUGCCAAGGAGUUCGUGGACGUGAACCUGCCGGACGAGGAGGGGACGGUUCCCUUGAUCUACGCCAGUUGCUUUGGACAUCAAGAGGUCGUCUCUGCCCUGCUAGACGCUGGGGCUCACGUCGAUCAACAGGACCGCAAUCAGUGGAGCGCGUUGAUGUGGGCAAUGACCAACCGGCACAAGGCCAUCGCCAAGAUCCUUCUCGAUCACGGUGCCUCGCCGGAUAUCAAGUCCUCGUCCGGUGGGACGGCUUUCGACUUUGCCCAGCCGGGGAGCGAGAUCUCAGAGUAUCUGCACGAGAACGGCUACAGCUUCGGGCCUAGCGGGAUGGAGGAUGACUUUUACGAUGGCGGGUUCGGCCACGGUCGGUUCGAGGAAGAGAUGGCGGAGAACGAGAUGAAGCGCCGCAUGAUGAUGGAGGAGAGCGCGAUUAACCUUGAGGUCGACCUGUCGAGCCUGGGGCUGGAUGAGAAGUUCGACUCAUUUGACGAAGAAGAAUUAGAGGAGGAACAGCAAGAGUUCGUUUGGGACCGGUGCCUCAAUGACCAGAUGUUCGUCUUCCAGGAGCACGAGCUCGACCGCAUCCUGAACAUCAUCAUCACCAACAUGACUCCACAGCGCUCGCCGACGCAGAAGCCUGUCCCAGCCAAUCUGUUGUUCCUCAGCGCUCGCUACGCCCAUUACCAUGCCAGCCCGGAGCUGCUGGCGCAGCUGCUGCAGUCUGCUACGGAGAAGAUCAACGACGUGGUCGAGCGCCAUCAGUGGGACAUGACGAUCCUGGCGUUCUGGAUGUCCAACGCGACGCUGCUUCUGCAUUACCUUAAAAAGGACACGGGUCUGGUCGAGUCGACAGUGGAGUUCCAACUACACCUGGCGGAGCUUAUCAACGAGAUCUUCAUUCUGAUCAUCCGCGACGCCGAGCGGCGGAUGAACAAGGUCCUCGAUCCAGCCAUGCUGGACCACGAAACCAUCCCGGGUCUGGAAGACAUCCACUUUCAAAACGAGUGGAAGAUCUUCCGCUCCAAGAACAAGACGAAACCUCCGGAGCCGGCCGAGAAACGGUUUCGUCCUCCUUCCCCGCGGCGGCGGGCUCAGCUUUCCCCGCGCAACAUCACCUCCCUGCUCUCGUCGACACUGUUCGUCCUGGACCUCUAUGAUGUUCACUCGGUCAUCACGACCCAGAUCAUGUCGCAACUACUUUUCUGGCUCGGAGCGGAGCUAUUUAACCGCAUUCUGUCCACCAAGCGGUAUCUGGCCCGCACGAAAGCCAUGCAGAUCCGCAUGAAUAUCUCGACCUUGGAAGACUGGGCGCGCGUCAACAGCCGGCAGCCCGAACACUACGAAAACGGAUCCACGAGCAGCACGGGCGAAAGCACCGUAGACGCCGCCCGCCGACACCUGGCCCCUGUCAUUCAGCUACUGCAGUGGCUGCAAUGUUUCUCCUCGCUCGGCGACGACUUUGAGUCGCUCGUCACCACCUUGUCCCAAUUGCAGCGGCUUACGCCGGCCCAGCUACUUCACGCGGUCAAGACCUACCGCCCGGAGGUGGGCGAAAAGGGCCUGACCAAGUCGGCCAUGAAGUUCCUUCUGGACCUGCGGACCGAUCCGGAGCUCCUGUCGCGCGAGCUGCAGAAACUCCACGACGAGACCGCCGCAGCUACCACAGCUGCUACCAAACCCUCUGAGAAGGUUAUCGACCAGCCUACCCCUACCUCGCCAAAAGUCGCCCCCGUGGACGCUGCCGCGACGGCGACGGCCCCUUCGUCACCGAAUAUGGGGAGCUACUACGACGAGGACAGCCAUAUAGACCGCAACACCGUUUUCCUCGACCCGUCGCUGACGCUGCCCUUCUCCCUGCCCACUAGCACCGACAUGCUGAUCACCUACGGGGCCGGCUGGGGAGGCACGAACCGCGAGCGCGCGCGCAAGUACAUCCCAACCGUUCCGGCGGAGGUACUCUCUCGAUUUGAUCGGGAUAUUUACAAGGAAUAG